Messenger RNA from Nycticebus coucang (slow loris), 1272 nucleotides. RefSeq names its product nitric oxide synthase interacting protein (gene NOSIP). Gene Ontology annotation, cellular component: nucleus. The transcript has 10 exons. The record is from RefSeq and is a predicted model, not a curated record. Gene Ontology annotation, molecular function: ubiquitin protein ligase activity. NCBI's taxonomy places the organism in Eukaryota, Metazoa, Chordata, Mammalia, Primates, Lorisidae. Bases 190 to 1095 code for a protein of 301 amino acids.
UUCCGGAGGGAGAAAAAGAGAGGACUCACCAAGCCGGGCGACGUACCUCCGCACUAGGGGCAGCUCUACUUCCUGUUUCUUCUGCCUGGCGGAAAUGAGUGGAGCGGAAGGGAAGAGGAAAAUAGUGCUCCUUUCCGGUAUGGGGUACAGUUGAAGUAGCUACUAAGGAACGAGGAGUCGUUUGUGAGGAUGACACGGCACGGCAAGAACUGCACUGCAGGAGCUGUCUACACCUAUCACGAGAAGAAGAAGGACACAGCGGCCUCAGGCUAUGGGACCCAGAACAUCCGACUGAGCAGAGAUGCCGUGAAGGAUUUUGACUGCUGCUGCCUGUCUCUGCAGCCUUGCCACGAUCCUGUCGUCACCCCAGAUGGCUACCUGUACGAGCGAGAGGCGAUCCUGGAGUACAUUUUGCACCAGAAGAAGGAGAUCGCCCGGCAGAUGAAGGCCUAUGAAAAGCAGCGAGGUGCCCAGCGGGAUGAGCAGAAGGAGCUGCAGAAGGCAGCGGCCCAAGACCAUGUGCGUGGCUUCCUAGAGAAGGAGGCAGCCAUUGUGAGCCGUCCUCUCAACCCCUUUAUGGCCAAGGGUCCCGCGGGGACCAGCCCAGAUGAUGCUCAGCCUGGGCCCAGUGCAGGACCCUCAGGAAAGGACAAGGACAAAGUGCUGCCCAGCUUCUGGAUCCCCUCACUGACUCCGGAGGCCAAGGCCACCAAACUGGAAAAGCCGUCACGCACAGUAACCUGCCCCAUGUCUGGGAAACCACUGCGCAUGUCGGACCUGACACCUGUGCGCUUCACGCCUCUGGACAGCUCUGUGGACCGUGUGGGGCUCAUCACACGCAGUGAACGCUACGUGUGUGCCGUGACCCGUGAUAGCCUGAGCAAUGCCACGCCAUGUGCUGUGCUGCGGCCCUCUGGGGCCGUGGUCACCCUUGAGUGCAUAGAGAAGCUGAUUCGGAAGGACAUGGUGGACCCAGUGACUAGUGACAAGCUCACAGAUCGGGAUAUCAUCGUGCUGCAGAGGGGUGGCACGGGCUUUGCAGGCUCUGGAGUGAAGUUGCAGGCAGAGAAGUCGCGGCCAGUGAUGCAGGCCUGAAUGUGCACACGGGAGACCAAAUAAACAGGCUCGGAUAUGUCAUCUGUGAUAUGUCAUCCAGGCUAGAGUACAGUUGCAUGAUCAUACCUCACUGCAGCCUUUGAAUCCCUGGACUCAAGCAAUCCUCCUGCCUUAGCUUCUGAGUAGAUGGGACUACAGAUGCAAAACACUUUUUCG